CUGAUAGCUUCUCGUAUAAAAGGCCCCUGUUCUCAGGGAAUACAUCUAGAGGGAGUCGAGACCUCUGAUGAGAAGGACCUCGAGAUGAGGUACUACGGACCACAAGUGUUCCUCUUCCUUUGCUGGCUGGUGGGAGCUGCCUUUGCAGCACCAUGGCCUAGCUCUGUUCCCGUGUGCGCGAGGGAGUGUCCCAUCACCGAUUGGACCAAGUUGAGGUACCUGACAGACAAAACCUAUGUCUACCAGUACUCCGGGAACUCCCGCGUGGAGUUGAAAGGAGUCGAAGGCGCCGUGACGGAAUCCCACUGGAAGAAAACGGUCCUCCUCUCCUGGCUCAACCCCUGUGAGAUGGCCAUCUCUUUCAAAGACGUCAACGUGGAUGGCAAAGCUCCCCACAGUGAUGAGAACAAUUUCCUCACCAAGUACCCCUUGGUGGUGGCUGUCACUGAUGGAAGAGUGCAGAGGGUGUGCAGCCACCCUUCAGACGAGCCCUGGGCAAUCAACUUGAAAAAGGGUGUUGCGACAGCCUUCCAGAAUCUGUUACCCACUCUAAGUCCCGUCAGCUCAGGCGUCAACUUCACCGAGACAGAUCUUUCUGGCCGCUGCCUUACUAAGUACACAGUAGAGAGACAGAGCGAUAAGGUAGUUGUCACGAAGCAGAAGGAUCACCGCCAGUGCUCGGACCAAUAUGUCACACCAGCAGAAACUAAUAAGAUUUGGCUAAAAGCUCCAGUUCCUAUAGAAAGAUCAUGGUCGACAUGCAAGCAAGAAAUUACCAAUGGUAUCUACUCGAGCAUCAUGUGUAGAAACAAGGCAGUCUUAAGACCUUCUGUUGGAGCAUAUAAACACAUAGAAGCAAAUCAGGAAUCAACACUUCGUUUUGUUUCUGAAAGUCAAGAUGCACCAGAAUCUCUCUCCACCAUCCGGGGAGAAUAUGACUAUGGCACCCUGCUCUUUGAUCAUCGACCACUGCAGAAGCACGCCUCUUCCAUUACAGUGCUGGAAGAAAAGCUGAAAGAAUUAUGUGAAAAGACCAGAGAGACCUUUGAACAUGACAGCGCCUCAGUAAUGUCUAAAAUUAUUCAGGUUAUGAAGCGUGUCCCAGACAACGAGCUUCCACAAGUUUUAGGGAAAAUUCGCGAAGGCCAGCUAUGUCCCUUUAAAAAGAGGCUUGAGACUCUGUUCCUAAACGCCAUUGGCCAUACUUAUGAGUCUGGUUCUGUGAAAAUAAUUGUAGAUGAACUACUAAAAGGUACAUCCCCGAAAAGAACUGAGCUCUAUGCUUCGGCCCUCUACAACACGCAUCAUCCUAACCCUCAGUCUCUUAAGGAGCUAAAAAGAUUAUUCGACAGUAACAAAAACUUUCCAAAUGUUUUGCUUUCUGCUGCUACCAUGGUCAACACCUUCUGUCGUCACCAUCCAGAAUGUCACAGGAGAACAGAAGUGGCAGACAUUAUCAAUGUCCUGAACAGUAAACUGCAGCACCAAUGUACCCCUCACGUUGAUUUUCCUGGCAUCAACGCUCCCUUCAAAACACUCGAAGCACUUGGCAACAUAGGUGUCAUGACUCCAGAAGUGUCUGCCUCAGCCCUCAAAUGUAUUGAAACGAAAGGAGUUGACAGCAGUGUUCGUGUAGCUGCAGCCAGAUCUUUCAGAAAUGCUAAGUGCCAGCGACACGUUACUUUAAAUCUCAUAAAAAUAGCUGUUGACCACAAAAUGAAAGAUGAAGUUCGAAUUGCAUCAUAUCUGACUGCUAUACGCUGUGCUGAAAAGGAAGAUGUUGAAGAAAUAAUAUCCAAGAUUCCAAAAGAAGAAAACACACAAGUUCGAUCAUUUGUAUUAAGCCACAUGGUGAACUUGCAAAAAUCAACUAAUCCAGAAAAGAAACAUCUGAGAUAUCUGGUGAAAGACCUGGUUAUUCCAAGCAACCACAGCCAAGACUUCCGAAGAUACUCCAGCAACAUCGACACAACUUUCUACGCACCUGCUCUUGGACUAGGCGGUGGGAUUGAGACUAAUCUCAUCUAUGGACCUGGAUCUUUUGUUCCUCGUUCUGUUGAUUUUAACUUAACUUCAAUGCUAUAUGGUCAAACAUUCCAUUUGGGUCAGGCGGGUGCCCGUCUCGUAGGACUGGACGAAUUGAUCAGGGACAUAUUUGGUCCGGCCUCAUUGUUCCUCGAAGGUUACCGACAUUCUUCUGGGAAGAGAAGUGAAUUUAGUCUGGGAGGCAUUUUCAGGAAAAUGCUACACAGACGAGAGACGGAAUUAUCAGAUGUUGGCAAAAUGCUUCGAAAGGUUUAUGAAGCAGGAACUUCCUGGGAUCCUUAUAUUGAGUUAUAUGCUAACAUUAUGGGCCAAGAUAUAGGCUACAAAUUUAUUCACAAUAAUCUUGAAUACAUGGACUUUCAACGAGUUUUUGAUUAUUUGAUGAACAAAUUCAAUGAGAUUCUUGCAAUGGAAAUAAAUGGCAAACAAGGUUAUUCCCACAUGAAUCAAGUAGAUUUGGACUACUAUUUGCCAACGGGUCAUGGAACACCCCUCAGGAUGAAAUUUACUAAGACAGCAAUUCUUGGAACGACAAUGGAAGGUAAACUAGACAUGAAGCAGCUUCUCUCAGGGUCCAUUGGUGAAAGAAACCACCUUAAAAUGACACCUGGAUUGUCUGUAGAAGCUAAUGGAUUCAUAGGCUUCGACUGCUUCUUUGCAAAAACGGGUCUUCAAAUGAAGAAUUCUCUCUCUCUCAAUAGUGGAAUGGGAGUAAGUUUCCAGAACGCAGCACGCGGUGGAUACGAAGUCCAUAUUGACCUUCCCGAAAAUAUGGACCUGGUCCAAGCACAAAGUGAGACUUACCUCAUGAGAGGUGUGAGAGGUUCCCCAGAACACGUGAUUAUUCCGGGAUCAAUCCGAGAUGACAGAAUCAGAAAAGCAUCCUGCACAAGUGAGGGGGAGUCAAUACUUGGUUUUAAGCUUUGUUACAACAUGGAUGUCCCCGAUAUCUUCCAUAACAAUGGUCUUCCCCUCGGGGCUAAAUCAGUUGUAAAACUCCACAUUGAAAAGACUGAUCCUUCAUUGAAAGGCUACAAAAUAAAAGCUGCAAUUCAUGAUAAUUCUGGAAAUAAGGAGCUAAAUGUAAAUAUUGAGACAAAAGGAUUAUCUACUCCCAGAAAGACCGACGCUGUGAUUUCCUACACGAAACAUGGGAACGCCUGUGAUAUUAAGGCAGUUUUCACAGGGACAAGUCUCAGUGGAGGAGUCUGGGUCACCUUAAAUGAUGACGAAUCUCACAGCGAUCUGGAGGUAUUUGGAGAGUACAAGUCAAACGCUAGAACAUUAUCUCAAGGAAUCAGGAUAGAACGCAAAAGCAUGGUUUCCUCUUCUAAGAGUUUUACUGAUCUCACAGUAUUCGCAAGUCAAAGCAGAUCAUUUCCUCCAACAAGUAAAAUCAUUUCUUAUACCACCCUGUUAACAAAAGGUCAUCCCUAUUUCGCUGCAUCUGUCCUCAUGAAGACGCAUAAUGCUAUGGUCAAUGUUAUUGAUCUAAAUUUCGAAGCUGCUGUCGAUAUGAAUUCACCUAAUGCAGUUGACUUUACUAUAACUGAUGCUGUGACUGAGGUGAAGAAAUUGCGAAGACUAGAGCUGCAGUUAGGUGCUGCUGGAUGGAAGCUAAGUUCUCACGUGCGUCCCGGUGGUGACAGUCCGGAGUCUAGUGAGGUCACGACAGCCUUCCACUUACGUCACAGAGAAAAUGAAAUCAUUAAAUAUACUGGAACACAUUUAACCACUGGAAGCAUGGGUCGCGACUACUCCCAGCAGAAUAGAAUUGACUUUAAACUAGGGACGUCAGGCUUCAAGAUCGACCAGAAGUUCUUCUAUGGCAUAACCAAGACUGGAAUUGAAUUGAAAAUAUUGCCUUACGCUGGAUCAAACCACCACAUGAACUUUGAGGCUAUGUUAUCACAUCAAGACAGAAAUCACAGAGUGAUCAUUUUGGUUGAUAUUCCAGCGAUGACAAGUCCUGUUCAACUAAGAGGGCUUCUAAGACCAAGGGGAAACUAUGAAUAUGACUUACAUGCAUCUCUUUUACAUGGUGAGCAUAAGGCCUUAGAGGUAACUGGCCCAUGCCGCUUGAAACUUCAACCGCUGGAUCUCAACAUUGAGAACUCCUUACAAGUCAAGGUUCUCAACCGAGAGCCUUUCAAAUGGAACACCAAGAUUGAAUUCACCCAUGAAAAGAUCAUGAUACUCUUUGACGUAGCUAAUCAACGUGAAUCUAUGUUACUAGUAGAAUGGAAGGUGGAAACCCGAAACCCUCACGAGAAUCACAUGAUAUUCCGGUUUGAUGCCCAGCGCUUCAUAAAGCACAUAGUUCACGUUGUAGCCAAAGAGAAUCAAAUCGAAAUAAGAACUGACAAUUGGCUCCACCUCGAAAGACCCCAGCGAGUCAAGGCCAAUUUGGAUGUCAUCUACACUGAGAAAAAAGCAAAGUUUGAAGUACUCUGGGAUGCAGAUCAAGACCCAAGUCAGAAACUCGCCGUUGACUCUAAACUGACUAGAAAUCCAUCACAUUCCCAGCGAUAUUCCAUUGAGUCAGUUGUGAACCAUAAAGGCAAGAUUUACAACGCACAUCUCGACGUCAAUGCAGAACACAUUACGCACCCAACCCACAGUGACAAUGAAUUAAAACUCAGACUGACCAACGCAGAAGGAAAAACCCUCAUUCUUGACGGUGACCUGAAGAGAGACAGAAGUGGAUCUGGCUUUAAGAUGGAUUCACGUAUGAGAUAUAAGAGCUGGGAAGACAAUGACUACAAAAUCACCAACUUCAUUGACCUGAGCCACUCAGGUGGAUAUAAUAAUUUUGACGUCAGGUCAGAAUUUAUGUGGAAAACGUCCCAGCGUGGUGAGUCUGAAUUUAAAGUGGGAGUGAAGUCUACAGCUGAUUCAACAAGGAGAGAAGUAACAACUAAGGUAGCUGCAUCAGUUCCAGGUACCCACCCAGUAGAUACAGAGAUCAAAAUUUUGGCCGAGAGAAACUCCUUCUCUGCCGAGGCUAAAUCUGCUGCAACAUCACCGCCUGAAUUCUUCCUGUGGAAGACUUUACUUCACGACCGAGGACAGGGACUAAGGUUCUUCGAAGUCAAAACAGACUUCACUGGACUGGCUGAACUCUUGAGGAAAGUGAGGGGAGUAGUGGUUGGUGAAGGUGGUUCUCCUUCUGCCUUGGCUGCAUAUGAACUUGGUGGUGAGGGGAGACAUCUUUACCAUUCCACUUACGAAAACUACCCAGAUAACAUACAUACCAUUUGGAUUCACACACCCGAGCGCAGAAUACAUGCUGAAGGCGAUGUUUCACCAACUUCUGCUAGGAUUCACUUCUACCCUGAUAAGAGCAGAAGUGACGACAAGUAUGAAAUACAGCUCCUUGCCUCUUCAAUUGAAGGGACCAUGAGCUCCCCAGAUAAACUUCAGUGGAACGUAUGUUUAUGUCACCCUCAUUUCCCCAGGGAUAAAACAGUUAUGUUUGAAGUAACAAAUGAGGGUGCAGGACUGCAGGGAAGACUAGAAAUCGAUAUACUUCCUGAUUCAGCUGAUAAACUCACAGGAACUGUAACUUCUAUUCCUCUUACUGAAGAUUCAACAAAAAUAGAGGCCAAGCUCUCUGCAAGGGUUUUGAGAGCCAACCCUGUCUUAACAGUAGUAAUUGCUCAUGCACGCCAUACAUUUGGAUUUGACGUUCUGUUCAAAAAGACACCAUCUGAACCAGCCUCUUUCAUGAUGGCUGGAAAAUAUGACCGAAGCACCUUCAGAAACAAAGCUGUAUCCUUUGAAAUCAAAAGUGAAGGGCAACCUGUCAUAUUAUUAAGUGCAGUGACAAAAGACCAGAUGAAAUCUCAGUGUUUUGGAACGCACAUUAGUGCUUCUGUCGCCACAUCUUUCCUUGGGGACUACAAUAUUCAGGCAGAUGCAUGCAAGCCAUUCUACAUAGAAGUGUCUGCUAAUAAACAUGGAGAACAAAAAUUGUACAUUGGCAAGUUUGGAAUAGAACAUCCACGCAAGGCUGAGAUCAGUUUAUCUACAGAAGACAAAGGUGCACCUGAAAAUAGGAAGGCCUUCCUUGCUAGACUGAUGCUCGCUUCACCAACAAUGAUUAGGUUGGAAAUUGACUACAAACCAGAAGAAACACAUACACUCCUCAAUUACCUUCGUGACAAUGCAAACACUGUCACUACUUCCCUACAGUCCUGGGUACAAAUGGUAAAGGAGGCCCUUCAAGAGGCUGCAAGGGCCAAGAACAUCCAAUUCCCAAGUCCAGAACUGUCCAAGGAAUGGCAGAUAAUAGUUCAAGAAGCAGCUGCUAUUUUCUAUGAUGUACGAGAUAACAAAAUUGAUCAUGUGGUCAUGAAGAUAAAGAACUUACUUACCAGUCCUGCUCUUGCGUACGUUGCAAAUGAGCAGUAUAUUGCUUGGAUCAAAAUGGCCGAGGUUCAAAGGUCCUUUACGAAAGAAGUAUCUCGUGCUAUUCUUAAUAUGAUGAGUGUCUUUAAAGACGCAUACUUUCCAGUAAUCAGAGGACUCAAGGGCCUAGCCCACAUGAUGCGCACUGCAGAAGUACCAGAAUUUAUCCUUAAUCUUAGGAGGGAAUUUGAAGAGUCAUGGCCAUAUCAGAAAGUCCAAGCUGAACUAAGCAUCUUAGAAGAAAAAUACCCAACCCAAUAUAGGAGUCUGCAGGAGGUAUGGAUUCAACUCAGAAGAGAGCUUCUUGUAGACCUUGAGAAGCUACGUGUCAAGUUCCUCACUAUACCACCUGUUGUGAACUUGAUUAACUGGGUAGCAACUGACAUGAGGGAGGAUCACAUGGCAAAUUUUGCUGCAGACAGUAUCGUGUCCAGAGUUCUCCAAGAAACAGUCUAUCUCACUGUAAGAAAUCACCCAGGGUACAUGGAGAUUGAGAUUCCUGUACGAGAAAAGCUUUAUUCUUUGAGUCAACUACUUCAGGAAGCUUGGCCAUAUCCUUCCAGAACAAUACAAAAUUUGAUCUGGAACUACGACACCUACAUGAUCCAGCCAGUGCGGAAACUGAUUCAGAUAGCUUACUCUCCUGGUAUUGGGCACCUGAGGAGAUAUCUGCCACCUUUCAAUGGAACUGCUAUGUUAAUCGGUAACAACGAAGUGUUGACCUUUGACGGUGUUAGAUUCAGAAUUCCCAAAACUCCUUGUGAUAUUAAGCUGGUCGAUGCUAUGAGGACAAGACUCUUUUUCAAGCAUCAGGUGCAUGAACGGUAUCCAACAGUCACAGUCAGUCACAGAAUUCGCAGCACACUUUAUACGGUUAUCAUCCAUCCAGAUUUCAAAGUGACUCUGAAUGGACAGAAUGUCGGUGAACAUUCUGAGAUGCGGGGAUUAGUCAUCGAGAACACUCAAGACCACGUGCGUGUCACAACAACUUACCUCUCUCUCUACAUGCCCAAGAACAUGAGGAUACUGGAAGUGCAGGCAUCAGGAUGGGGUUUCGGCGUCACAGCUGGGGUUCUGGGUACCUUCGACGGUGAAAGAGGCAACGAGUGGAUAAUGCCGACUGGUGCUGUGGCCAACACUGUCCAGGAGUUUGUUACGUCUUGGCAAGAGGAUCACUCUUGCCAAACACCCGCCAUCGAACCAGUUGACGUACCCGUAUCUAGAAUGGUCAGCUGCCAUACCUUCCUGGGUAUGCGGUCUCGCUGCAACCCGCUUGUAGACCCUGGUCCCUUCAUACAAAUGUGCCGAGAGGCUGAAAAUCUUUGUGAGCCUGUCAAGGCAUACCGACAUCUUUGCUCAGAAAGAGGUAUCCUGGAGCCAUAUCCACAACCAUGCUGAGAUAUGAUACAUAUCUAUAAACUAUCUUUUAGUCACCACCCUUACUAUAUUUUUAUUCCCAUUAGGUAACAACACUAUUACGGAAUGUUCAAAGAUGAAUAAAGGAAAAAUGUAAUGUAAUUCAUAUAACUGUACCAGUUGUGAUAAAAGUAAUUAAACAUGA
This is a messenger RNA of Macrobrachium nipponense, 8017 nucleotides long. Its product is annotated as vitellogenin-like. Gene Ontology annotation, biological process: lipid transport. Gene Ontology annotation, molecular function: lipid carrier activity. The transcript is spliced from 15 exons. The record is from RefSeq and is a predicted model, not a curated record. NCBI's taxonomy places the organism in Eukaryota, Metazoa, Arthropoda, Malacostraca, Decapoda, Palaemonidae. The coding region runs from base 85 to 7854 and encodes 2589 amino acids.